Molecule: messenger RNA, 1497 nt
Organism: Fusarium falciforme
Lineage: Eukaryota; Fungi; Ascomycota; Sordariomycetes; Hypocreales; Nectriaceae
Exons: 3
Coding region: 1-1497 (498 amino acids)
Molecular function (GO): histone binding; nucleosome binding
Source: RefSeq, a predicted model, not a curated record
AUGGGUGUAUCUCUUGAUACAGAGAAGCUGGGCUCCCUCUUUCAGGCCCGCCCAGACAUUCUGCAAGGAAUCCAGAGGGCAGCAGAUUCUCCAGGACGGAUCGCUCUGUUCAACGAAAUCGCGAACCAUGUCUACGAUCAACUUCAGGGAAGUUGCGAACCCGCGCACAAGAAGAGAAGAGUCGAUGUUCAACAGACCAACGGGACCGCGAAUGGAACAAAGGCCAGCGUGAAGCCAGAGACCAACGCCGCGGACGAGCCCGUGCUCUUGGAGAUCAAGGAGAUUUCGGUUUCGGUGCCGCAGAGAAAAAAGUUUGAGCUGUGCUUUACGGCGAAUCAUUUCUAUGCUCGCGCUCCUGGCACGACGGCUCCAAUUCCGGCCAUAACACAUGCCUGGUCCGACAUUGAAUACGCCUUUUACCUUCCCGUGCCUGAGAAGGCUCAAGUUCAGCACAACUACGUCCUGUUCCCCAGAGGAACAUGCCUCCCUUCCAAGACGAAUCCUCCUACGAUAGAGCCGCUCGUCUUCACAGUACCCGCGACAGCCCCGAAGCAGGGCACCAUCGGAGGCCCCGAGGCCGGAGCCGCAGCUGCUGUGUCGGACAACUACAAGUCCCUCUUUCACUGGGCCUUUGGACGGUACCUCAAGCCCGCAGGCAACAAUGUCGACAUCACCUCCGCCGACCCAAACAAGUUCCAGAGCAUGGUCCGACAGCCCCAUCGACCAAACGAGAAGGCCGUGCAUGUCAAGGCCUUUAGAGGCUCCAAGGAUGGAUACCUCUUUUUCCUCGAGAACGGCAUUUUCUGGGGCUUCAAGAAGCCUCUAAUGUUCAUCCCACUGAACCGCAUCGCUGCGACCAGCUACACAAACAUUCUGCAGAGGACGUUUAAUAUCGUCACAGAAGUCUUUGCGGGUGAAGGCGACGCGACCGAGGAGCUCGAGUUCUCCAUGCUGGACCAGGAGGACUACGGUGGUAUCGACGAGUACAUCAAGCGCAACCGUCUACAGGAUCGCAGCAUGGCUGAGCAGAGAAAGGCGAAGCUAGAGUUGGCUGAGAACCGAGGACCUAAGAAGAAUGCCGAGGAGAAUGGUGCAGCUGCAGAAGGAGAAGCUGGUCAGGAGGGCAUGUCUGAGCUCCAAAAGGCGCAGCUCGAGGCUGAGCAGGAGCUGCAGGAUGAAGAGGAUGAGGACGAAGAGGACUAUGAUCCUGGUAGCGAUGCCGACAGUGACGGGUCGGGAGAUUCGAGCGAUGACGACGACGAUGAUGAUGACGAAGAUGAGGAGGAGGAAGAGGAAGAGGAGGGCGAAGGAGAAGGAGAGGGAGAAGAGGAGGCAGCUGAAGAGGAGGAGGAGCCAGAGCCCGAGGUCGCUGCACCGUCACCUGCUAAGAAGUCCGCAGCACAAGUUCCUGUGAAAACAGGCUGGGCAGCCCUCAGAAGCGUUCCUCGAGCUUCCGAGAGCAUGGACCUAGAUGAGGAGAAGUUUGACGUUGUCUAG